Molecule: messenger RNA, 21045 nt
Organism: Oncorhynchus nerka (sockeye salmon)
Lineage: Eukaryota; Metazoa; Chordata; Actinopteri; Salmoniformes; Salmonidae
Gene: obscna
Product: obscurin, cytoskeletal calmodulin and titin-interacting RhoGEF a
Exons: 81
Coding region: 321-20225 (6634 amino acids)
Biological process (GO): protein phosphorylation
Molecular function (GO): protein kinase activity; guanyl-nucleotide exchange factor activity; ATP binding
Source: RefSeq, a predicted model, not a curated record
UGGCUGACCAUCCACUCUGGAGACCGUGUGGUAGGCUAGCCCUACUCUCUCCUCGCCAAACCUUUGUUGUUAAUCUUGAGGGAUUUGGGGUGAAAGAAGACAAGGGUCGGACAUACCUUUCAUGACAGGCGGACAGUUUUGGCAGCUUUUUUGUCCAGCUGAAAGUGGUAUUUUUGUAAGGAUACUGAGAGGGCAUGUGAGGAAAGAGAUUUUCCCAGAAUACAGCUGAGCAGGCUUAAGCCCUAGGGACAACCUAGAUACGGACAAAGGGAAAGCCAACCACUAUCAGAAGUGGUUGAAGCCACCCCUUCUGACGAACCAUGGGAGACAAGUCUGGGAGCAAAGUAGCUGCUGCAAAGAACCAGAUCCAUCUCCGGGUAGUGAAGGGGCUGGAGGAUGUGGAUGUGCGUGAGAGGGAGGGCUGCACGUUCGAGGUGACCCUCAACCUGUCCUACAUAUCGGGCACGUGGACCAAGGACGGGGUCAGGCUACAAGCCAAGCCCACCUGUCACAUCGCUGCCCAUAAGAAUAAACACACUCUCACCUUCACCCGGGUCACCGUAGGAGACACUGGCCUGUUCUCCUUCCAGACUGACGGGAGCCAAAACUGGAUCCAAACCUCAGGCCAACUCACUGUCAUAGCCAGAGACAUACAGAUUGUGAAGGAGUUGGAAGACGAGGAAGUGACUGAGAGGCAGAGCGUGACCUUCCUGUGCGAGGUCAACUGUGAGGACGUGGACGGGCGUUGGUACACCGACAACACCAGGAUCAAACACGGAGACAACGUCAAGAUCAGGCACGAGGGUAAAACUCACACCAUGUGCUUCAAGUCUGUCAGGCCAGCAAAUGCUGGGGAGAUCAAAUUCACUGCAGACAGGGUCUCCUGCUAUGCAACUCUCACGGUAAAAGAGCUGCCUGUGCAGAUAGUGAAGCCUCUGAGAGUGAAGAUUGCUAUGUACAAACACAAAGGACUGCUGGAGUGCCAGGUGUCCAGGGCCAACGCCCUGGUCAGGUGGUUCAAGAACAGGAGUGAGAUCCAACCCAGCAAGAAGCACCAGAUUGUUAGCGACGAUGUCUACAGGCAGCUGCACAUUGAUGACGUGGCCUCGUCAGACGAGGACACCUACACCUGUGAUGCUGGCGAUGACAAGACCUCCUGCCAACUACUAGUGGAGGAGCAGGCGAUCAGCAUAGUGCAGGGCCUGAGGUCUGUGGAGGUGACCGAGCCCAGGGAGGCCAUGUUCCAGGUGGAGACCAGCCUGAGGGCAGGGAGGCCCCCAAAGUGGACCCUGGACGGAGAGGUCCUGAUGGACGGGCCUGAACUGAGCAUAGUCCGGCAGGGCACAGUGCACACCCUCUGCUUCAUCAGCACGGACAGCUCUAUGACCGGCCCUGUGCAGUUCAACGCCGGGAAGAGCCGCUCCACCGCACAGCUCACCGUGAAGGAACGCCCUCUGAAAGUGGUCCAGCCCAUGCCAGACGUGGAGGCUAAAGAGAACAGCUCGGUCACACUGAGGUGUCAGUUUGCCCCCUCCCCCAGGGUGGUGCGCUGGUACAGGGGCCGCACUGCCCUGCAGACAUCCAGCAAGUACAGCAUGAGGACGGAGAAGAACCAGGUAGAGCUGACCAUCCAGGGCCUCAAGGAGACCGACACUGGCCAGUACAGCUGCGUGGCUGGAGGGUCAAAGAGCACAGCCAAGGUCGAUGUGCGAAGGCUGAAGAUCGUAAGGCACCUGGAGCACGUGAAGGUGGAAGAGGAUAGCAACGCCACAUUCACAUGUGAACUCAACUACGUGGUAGCCAAUGUGCAGUGGCUUCUGAACGACAACCACCUCAACGCCAACACUGUUACCAGGAUUCAGAACAUGGGCACCAUUCACAGCCUCACCAUCAAAAAUCUCCACCCACAGGAGAGCAGGGUGACCUUCAAGGCUGGCCUUCUCACAGAGUCCACCUCCCUCAAGGUCAAAGAAAAGCCAGCAGUGUUCCUCAGGUCUCUAGAAGACAUGUCAGGGGAGGAGGAGGGGAAGGUGUGUCUGCAGUGUGAGACCUCUAAGGAAAUGGCCACCCCCGUCUGGAGGAAGGAUGGUUCGGUCCUGGACAGCAGUGACAAAUAUGAGCUGCUCAUGUUUGGGAAGUCCUUAACGCUCAUCAUCCAUAGUCUGAGUAAGGAUGAUGCAGGCCACUACAGCUGUGACUUGGGCACCAGCCAGACCAAGGCCAAGGUCACUGUACAUGACAUUCACAUCACCAUCGCCCAGCGUAUGAAGACCGUCUCUGUUCUGGAGGGCGAGAGCUGCAGUUUCGAGUGCAUCCUCUCUCACAAUGUCAUCGACGAGCCCUCCUGGACCCUGAACGGUCAACUUGUGAUCAGCAACAGCCGCAUCCAGAUCGUAAACAAGGGUCGCAAAUACAAGAUGACCAUCAGAGACGCAACUGUGACUGAAGCCGGGGACGUAAUCUUCUUCGUCAAAGACCUCAGCUGCAGGACCAUGCUGUUUGUCAAAGAGAAGCCAGUGCAUGUGUUCAGGGACAUGAUGAGCGUUAAAGCCACCCCAGGGGAGAACGCUGAGCUGAGCUGUGAGAUCACCAAGCCUGAGGCCUUCAUCCGCUGGCUGAAGAAUGGCCAUCAGAUCAGGCACAGCCCCCCCAAGUACGAGAUCAGUGUGGAGGACCACCUGGUACGGCUGGUUAUCACGAACACCUGCAUCAGAGACUCUGGGGAGUACUGCUGUGAGGCUGACGGCAUUGCCACCCGGGCCAAGCUGGAGGUCAGAGAGCUGCAGCACACAUUUGCUCGGGAGCUGCGGGACACACGGGCCGAGGAGAAGAGCAAGGUGAUGCUGGAGUGCGAGACGAGACUGCCGGCCAAGCGGGUGACCUGGCUGAAGGGCAUGGCAGAGCUCCGGGCGGGCAGGAAGUAUGUGAUGAAGCAGAAGGGCGUGGUCCUCUACCUCACCAUCAGCUGCCUGGAGAAGGUUGACACCGACGUGUACACCUGCGAUGUUGGCACCAUGCAGAGCCGGGCGCUACUGACCGUGCAUGGUCAGAAGGUGUUGAUCAUGGACGAGCUGGAGGAUGUUGAGUGUCUGGAGAAUGACACGGUGAUGUUCAGGUGUCGUAUCUGUCCCAGCGAUUAUGUUGGGGUCAAGUGGUACCUGGAUGAGACCUUACUGUACACCAAUGAGCUGAAUGAGAUCCAAGUCAUCCCGGGGGGCUACCACAGCCUCACGUUCAAACAACUGGCUCGCAAAGACUCGGGCACCAUCUCCUUUGAGGCAGGCGACAAGAGGUCCUACGCCUCGCUGCUUGUUAGAGAGAGACGUCCCACCAUCACCAAAGCAUUGGAGGACUGUGAGGCCAUUGAGGGAGGCGGUUUGGUGCUGGUGUGUAUCACCUCUAAGCCAUGCCACAUCCUGUGGUACAAAGAUGGCUGCCUAAUGUGGAUUUCCUCGAGGUACCACGUCAGUCGCUCAGGUAACGAGGCCAGGCUGACCAUCAGGGAGGUCAGUAACAGCGAUGCUGGGGUGUACGAGUGCAGCGCUGGGUCGGUCAGCACCAAGGCCGUCGUCACUGUAAAAGCCAUUCCAGCUGAGUUCACCCAGCCGCUGCAGAGCAUGGAGGUAAAGGAGGGGGAGGAUGUGACCCUUUCCUGUGAGUUCUCCCUGCCGGGGGUUGCGUUCCACUGGAGGAGGGGCUUGGAGACCCUCAGAGCUGGAGAGAGGUACCUGAUGAAGCAGAAGAGGUCCUUCAUCUCUUUGACCAUCACUGGCCCGAAGCCUCAGGACUCAGGAGAUUACACCUGUCAGUGCCGAGACCACAGAACCACAGCCAGCCUCACAGUCCACGCCAUCCCCAUCUCCUUCACACAACAGUUGAAAAAUGUUCAGGCCGAGGAGGGCAACAGUUUAACGUUGCGCUGUGAGCUUUCUAAACCAGGAGUCCCUGUGGAGUGGAGGAAAGGGGAGGAGCUGUUAAAGAAUGGGGUGAAGUUUCAGAUAAGGAAGAGAGAGACCAUAUCGGAGGUUCAGAUAUGGAAAACUGUGCCUGAAGACAGUGGAGUCUACAGCUGUGAGUGUGCAGACCAAAAGACCACUGCCACCGUCAAAAUCAGCGCCCUGCCUGUUACCUUCAAACAAAAGCUGAGGAAUGUGCAUGUUGAAGAGGGGAACAAUUUGGUGUUACACUGUGAGCUCUCUAAACCAGGAGUCCCUGUAGAAUGGAUGAGGGGAGGAGAGGAGCUGCUGAACAACGGAGAGCGGUUUCAGAUAAGACAGAGAGAGUUGGUGAAUGAACUGAAGAUAAUAGAUGCCAAACCUGAAGACAGCAAUAUCUACACCUGUGUUUGUGGCAAUGUGGAAACCACAGCCGGUGUUACAGUCACAGCAAUUCCCAUCACUUUCAAGCAAAAGCUGAGGAACCUGCAGACUGAGGAAGGGAACACCAUCUCGCUGCACUGUGAGCUGUCUAAAGCAGGGGUGCCAGUGGAGUGGAGAUUGGGAGGAGAGAGGAUACUGCAGAAUGGAGACAAAUACCAGAUCAAGCAGACAGACUCAGCACUGGAACUCCUCAUCAGGGAGGCUCUGCCAGAGGACAGUGGAGUCUACAGCUGUGUGUGUCGAGACAAGAAGACCAAGGCCACUGUCAAAGUCAUUGCUGUACCUGCCACCUUCAAAGUGGGUCUGAAGAACCAGGAGGCCCCAGAGGAGGGCAGCAUAACCCUGCACUGUGAGCUGUCUAAGGCUGGGGUCUCAGUGGAGUGGUGGAGGGGGGAGACAGAACUGUCCCAAGACCUGUCUGGAGGAAAGUACCAGAUGAAACUGGAGGGGAAAAUAGCUGAGAUGACCAUUACCAAUGUGCAACCGGAGGACAUAGGGAAGUACAGCUGUGUCACUGGAGACCAGAAGACCACCGCUGAAGUUAAAGUGCAGGCUCUCCCUGUAAUGUUCACACAAGAGGUCCAGAACGUGGUGAUCAAAGAGGGGGACAGUGGGGAGUUCUGGUGUGAGCUCUCCAAGCCUGGUGACCCAGUGGACUGGAGGAGGGGCAGAGUCAUCCUGAAGUCUGGAGACAAAUAUGAGAUGAGGCAGGAGGGACGCAUCACUAAACUGCUCAUCCAUAACGUGGAGGAGAGGGAUGCUGGGAAAUACACCUGUAAGAGUCGAGAUGCCAAGUCAACUGCUGAACUGACCGUAACGGGCCCACCCCCCACUUUCAAAGAACAGCUGAGGAACGUGGAAGUUGAGGAGGGUAAGACUGUGACGCUACACUGUGAACUGUCUAAAGCAGCAGCCUCAGUUGAGUGGAAGAGGGGAGCAAAGCUGUUGACGAAUGUAGCCAAGUACCAGAUGAGGAAGAAAGAUUUACUGGUGGAAUUGAAGAUUAUCGACGCAAAUCUGGAGGACAGUGGGGUUUACGCCUGUAUUUGUGGCGAACAAAAGACCACAGCAACUGUUACAAUAAAGGCUCACCCGGUCACAUUUAUAGAAGAGUUGAGGAACGUUCAGGUUGAGGAGGGCAACACUGUGACGUUGCGCUGCGAGCUCUCCAAACCAGGGUUGUCGGUUGAAUGGAGGAGAGGAACAGCUCUUCUGCAGAACGGAGAGAAGUACCAGAUGAAGCAGAAAGAUGCAACGUUGGAGCUGGUCAUCAGGAAAACCUUGCCCGAGGACAGUGGUGUCUACAGCUGCGUGUUGGAAGACCAGCAAACCUUCGCCACCAUCAUUAUCACUGCCAUCCCAGCCACUUUCAAACAGACGUUGAAAAACCAAGAGGCUCUAGAAGAGGGCAGCGUGACGUUGCGCUGUGAGCUGUCUAAAUCGGGGGUCCCUGUGGUGUGGCUGAAGGGAGAGGAGCUGCUGAGGGAAGGUGAGCGGCACCAGAUGAAGCAGGAGGGCAGGACCGUGGAGAUGGUCAUCAGGAGUGCGGUCCUUCAGGAUGCUGGGGAGUACAGCUGUGUCACAGCCUGCAACGUCAAGACGACAGCUGAUAUCAAAGUUAGGGCUCUCCCUGUAAAAUUCACACAAGAGGUCCAGAACGUGGUGAUCAAAGAGGGGGACAGUGGGGAGUUCUGGUGUGAGCUCUCCAAGCCUGGUGACCCAGUGGACUGGAGGAGGGGCAGAGUCAUCCUGAAGUCUGGAGACAAAUAUGAGAUGAGGCAGGAGGGACGCAUCACUAAACUGCUCAUCCAUAACGUGGAGGAGAGGGAUGCUGGGAAAUACACCUGUAAGAGUCGAGAUGCCCAGUCAACUGCUGAACUGACCGUGACGGCUCCCCCCGUCACGUUCAAGGUGAAGUUGAAGAACCAGGAAGUCGAGGAGGAGAACAGUGUGACGUUAUUCUGCGAGCUCUCUAAACCAGGGCUGACGGCAGAGUGGAGAAAAGGAGAGGAGCUGCUGAAGAAUGGAAUAAAGUACCAGAUAAAGAAGAGAGAGGCAGCGAUGGAACUGACAAUAAGGAAUGCAGUGCUCGAGGACACCGGAUUCUACAGCUGUGUUUACGCAGAAGCCAAAACCACCGCCACUGUCAACAUCACCCCCAUUCCUGUCACCUUCAAGAUGGGUCUUAAAAACCAGGAGGCCUCAGAGGGGGGCAUCGUGACCUUGCGCUGUGAGCUGUCUAAAGCUGGGGUCCCGGUGGAGUGGUGGAAAGGGGAGGAGGAGGUGAGCCCUGGAGGAAGGUACCAGAUGAAGCUGGAGGGAAAGAUAGCAGAGUUGCACAUUAAAAACAUCCAGCCAGAGGACGUGGGGGAGUACAGCUGUAUAUUCGGAGAUCAGAAAACCACUGCUGAAGUCAACGUGAGAGCUGCUGCCUCAGUGUUCUUUGAGAAGGAGCUGGAGAGCAAUGUGGUGAUGGAGGGGAAGUCCCUGGUCCUCUCCUGUGAGGUAUCCAGUGCCACUGUCCCCGUCACCUGGAAGAAGGACGCCUGCCUGGUCACAGAUGGGGAGAGGUUCAUUGUAAAAAAGAAAGGUCCCGUUCACACCCUGGAGAUCGAGAAGCUGAGUCUGGAGGACGCCGGGGAGUACAGCUGCAUCACUAGGGGAAAGAAGACCACAGCCAUGCUGGUUGUGAAAGAGCGGGUGAAAAUAUUGUCCGGACUGAAGGACAUGAAAGUCUCAGCCGGGCAGGACGCAGUGUUUGUGUGUGAGCUGUCCCACGCCGAGGUGAGUGAAGGCGAGUGGUGGCUGGGCUCCAGCCCACUGCAGAAGAACGAAAUGAACCAGAUGAGCUUUGAGGGCCACCAACACUGCCUGGUCUUGACCAUGACCACCCCGGAGGAGACCGGGACCGUGGCCUUCGUGGUUGGGGAGGAGAGAACCUCUGCCCAACUGCUAGUUGUCCCCAAACCCAAAGUACACAUUGAGAAGAAGCCCCAGGACAUUGACAUCAUGGAAGGGGAGACAGCCACCUUAUCCUGUACGACCUCUGACCUCAUUACCCCUGUCACAUGGAGAAGGAACAACAUGCCCCUCCUGAACGGAGACAAGUAUGAGACGCGUAAGAAGGGCAAGCUCAACCUCCUGCUCAUCCAUGAGACGGAACCAGAGGACUCUGGGAUAUACUCUUGUGACACUGGAGACAUGCAGAGCGAUGCCAAUCUGACGGUCAAUGAGCUACCACCGUACUUCGCGGAGGAGCUGCAGGCUGUGGAGGCUGAGGAAGGGGGCACAGCUUUUCUGUUUUGUGAGCUGUCUAAGCCCGGAGUCCCAGUCCAGUGGAGGAAAGGCCGGCUGCCUCUCAGGCCCAACAGGAAGUACCAGAUGAAGCAGGAUGGCUGCGUGUUUCAGCUACACAUCCUGGAGCUGAAGUCCGAGGACAGUGGCAGCUACUCGUGCCAGGCAGGCUGUGUGGAGACCACCGCCUCUGUGUCUGUGAAAGUUAAAGUACUCAUUGAGAAGAAGCCCCGGGACACCGUCGUCAUGGAAGGGGAGACGGCGACCUUAUCCUGUACGACGUCUGACCUCACUACACCUGUCACAUGGAGACGCAACAACAUGCCCCUACUUAACGGAGACAAGUAUGAAAACCGUAAGGAGGGCAAGCUCAACCUCCUUCUCAUCCACAAUGUGGACCCAGAUGACUCUGGCAUAUACUCCUGUGAUACUGGAGACAUGAAGAGCAGCGCCAAUCUGACUGUCACAGAGCUGGCUCCAUGCUUUGAAGAAGAGCUGCAGGCUGUGGAGGCUGAGGAAGGAGGCACGGCCUUCCUUUCCUGUGAGCUGUCUAAGCCCGGAGUCCCAGUCCAGUGGAGUAAGGGCCGACUGCCUCUCAGGCCCAACAGGAAGUACCAGAUGAAACAGGACGGCUGCGUGUUUCAGCUACACAUCCUGGAGCUGAAGUCCGAGGACAGUGGCAGCUACUCGUGCCAGGCAGGCUGUGUGGAGACCACCGCCUCUGUGUCUGUGAAAGUUAAAGUACUCAUUGAGAAGAAGCCCCGGGACACCGUCGUCAUGGAAGGGGAGACGGCGACCUUAUCCUGUACGACGUCUGACCUCACUACACCUGUCACAUGGAGACGCAACAACAUGCCCCUACUUAACGGAGACAAGUAUGAGAACUGUAAGGAGGGCAAGCUCAACCUGCUUCUCAUCCACAAUGUGGACCCAGAUGACUCUGGCAUAUACUCCUGUGAUACUGGAGACAUGCAGAGCAGCGCCAAUCUGACUGUCACAGAGCUGGCUCCAUGCUUUGAAGAAGAGCUUCAGGCUGUGGAGGCUGAGGAAGGAGGCACGGCCUUCCUUUCCUGUGAGCUGUCUAAGCCCGGAGUCCCAGUCCAGUGGAGUAAGGGCCGGCUGCCUCUCAGGCCCAACAGGAAGUACCAGAUGAAACAGGACGGCUGCGUGUUUCAGCUACACAUCCUGGAGCUGAAGUCCGAGGACAGUGGCAGCUACUCGUGCCAGGCAGGCUGUGUGGAGACCACCGCCUCUGUGUCUGUGAAAGUUAAAGUACUCAUUGAGAAGAAGCCCCGGGACACCGUCGUCAUGGAAGGGGAGACGGCGACCUUAUCCUGUACGACGUCUGACCUAACUACCCCUGUCACAUGGAGACGCAACAACAUGCCCCUACUGAACGGAGACAAGUAUGAGAACCGUAAGGAGGGCAAGCUCAACCUCCUUCUCAUCCACAAUGUGGACCCAGAUGACUCUGGCAUAUACUCCUGUGAUACUGGAGACAUGCAGAGCAGCGUCAAUCUGACUGUCACAGAGCUGGCUCCAUGCUUUGAAGAAGAGCUGCAGGCUGUGGAGGCUGAGGAAGGAGGCACGGCCUUCCUUUCCUGUGAGCUGUCUAAGCCUGGAGUCCCAGUCCAGUGGAGUAAGGGCCGGCUGCCUCUCAGGCCCAACAGGAAGUACCAGAUGAAACAGGACGGCUGCGUGUUUCAGCUACACAUCCUGGAGCUGAAGUCCGAAGACAGUGGCAGCUACUCGUGCCAGGCAGGCUGUGUGGAGACCACCGCCUCUGUGUCUGUGAAAGUUAAAGUACUCAUUGAGAAGAAGCCCCAUGAUACCGUCAUCAUGGAAGGAGAGACGGCGACCUUAUCCUGUACGACCUCUGACCUCACUACCCCUGUCACAUGGAGACGCAAUAACGUUCCCCUACUGAACGGAGACAAGUAUGAGAACCGUAAGGAGGGCAAGCUCAACCUCCUUCUCAUCCACAAUGUGGACCCAGAUGACUCUGGGAUAUACUCCUGUGAUACUGGAGACAUGCAGAGCAGCGCCAAUCUGACUGUCACAGAGCUGCCUCCAUACUUUGAGGAGGAGCUCCAGGCUGUGGAGGCUGAGGAAGGGGAAACGGCCUUCCUGUCCUGUGAGCUGUCUAAGCCUGGAGUCCCAGUCCAGUGGAGGAAGGGCCGGCUGCCUCUCCGGCCCAACAGGAAGUACCAGAUGAAGCAGGACGGCUGUGUGUUUCAGCUAUACAUCCUGGAGCUGAAGUCCGACGACAGUGGCAGCUACACGUGCCAGGCAGGCUGUGUGGAGACCACCGCCUCUGUGUCUGUGAAAGUUAAAGUACUCAUUGAGAAGAAGCCUCGGGACACCGUCAUCAUGGAAGGAGAGACGGCCACCUUAUCCUGUACGACCUCUGACCUCACUACCCCUGUCACAUGGAGACGCAACAACAUGCCCCUACUGAAUGGAGACAAGUAUGAGAACCGUAAGGAGGGCAAGCUCAACCUGCUUCUCAUCCAUAAUGUGGACCCAGAUGACUCUGGGAUAUACUCUUGUGAUACUGGAGACAUGCAGAGCAGCGUCAAUCUGACUGUCACAGAGCUGCCUCCAUACUUUGAAGAAGAGCUGCAGGCUGUGGAGGUAGAGGAAGGGGGCACAGCCUGCCUGUCCUGUGAACUGUCUAAGCCUGGAGUCCCAGUCCAGUGGAGGAAGGGCCGGCUGCCUCUCAGGCCCAACAGGAAGUACCAGUUGAAGCAGGACGGCUGUGUGUUUCAGCUACACAUCCUGCAGCUGAAGCCCGAGGACAGUGGCAGCUACACGUGCCAGGCAGGUGGUGUGAAGACCACUGCCUCUGUGGCAGUAAAGCCUCUCCCAGCCAAGACAGAACCUCCCAAGACAAUGCCUCCCACAAAGGCUCCCACGAAGGCUGCCUCUCCCACACCUCCACCAGGGCCAAAGAAACAGGGCAUGAUCUGGGCAUCCAUUGUGGGGUCAGAGAAAGACCUGGAGCCUGAGGCAGAGACAGUGGUGGACCUACAUGAGAAACAGUCAGUAAGGUCUAUAGGUAAGGAGACUAAGGUAGACCAGCAGGAGAAACAGCAAGUCAAACAGACAGUAAGAGCUCUGGUGAGGGACACAGAGGAAAAAAAGCAAUUGAAGUCUAUGGUUAAAGAGAUUGAAGUAGACCACAUGGUGAAACAGCCAGUGCCCCCAGCGAGACGAGCAUCUAUAAUGUCAGAUACUGGAAUAGACCAAGUGGUGAAACAACCAGUUCCACUAGUGAGACAAGCAUCUAUAAUGUCAGAUACUGGGGUAGACGAGAUGAGGAAACAACCAGUUCCACCAGUGAGACAAGCAUCAGUAGUGUCAGAUGCUGGGAUAGACCAAGUGGUGAAACAACCAGUUCCACCAGUGAGACGAGCAUCUAUAGUGUCGGAUGUUGGGGUAGAUGAGGUGAGGAAACAGCCAGUUCCACCAGUGAGACAAGCAUCUGUAGUGUCAGAUGCUGGGAUAGAGCAAGUGGUGAAACAACCAGUUCCACCAGUGAGACGAGCAUCUAUAGCGUCGGAUGUUGGGGUAGAUGAGGUGAGGAAACAGCCAGUUCCACCAGUGAGACGAGCAUCUGUAGUGUCAGAUGCUGGGAUAGACCAAGUGGUGAAACAACCAGUUCCACCAGCGAGACGAGCGUCUGUAGUUUCAGUUUCAGAUACUGGGGUAGACGAGGUGAGGAAACAGCCAGUUCCACCAGCGAGACGAGCGUCUGUAGUUUCAGUUUCGGAUACUGGGGUAGAUGAGGUAAGAAAACAGCCAGUUCCACCAGUGAGACGAGCAUCUGUAGUGUCAGAUGCUGGGUUAGACGAGGUGAGGAAACAGCCAGUUCCACCAGUCAGACAAGCGUCUGUAGUUUCAGUUUCGGAUACUGGGGUAGACGAGGUGAGCAAACAGCCAGUUCCACCAGUCAGACGAGCGUCUGUAGUUUCAGUUUCGGAUACUGGGGUAGACGAGGUGAGGAAACCGCCAGUUCCACCAGUGAGACGAGCAUCUGUAGUGUCAGAUGCUGGGUUAGACAAGGUGAGGAAACAGCCAGUUCCACCAGUGAGACAAGCAUCUGUAGUGUCAGAUGCUGGGUUAGACGAGGUGAGGAAACAGCCAGUUCCACCAGUGAGACGAGCAUCUGUCAUGUUUCAGUUUCCACCAGCGGAUAUGUCUGUAGUUUCAGGGAUACUAGAUGAGGUGAGAAAACAGUCAGUUCCACCAGCGAGACGAGCAUCUGUAGUUUCAGUUUCGGAUACUGGGGUAGACGAGGUGAGGAAACAGCCAGUUCCACCAGUGAGACGAGUGUCUGUAGUUUCAGUUUCGGAUACUGGGGUAGACGAGGUGAGGAAACAGCCAGUUCCACCAGCGAGACGAGCAUCUGUAGUUUCAGUUUCGGAUACUGGGGUAGACGAGGUGAGGAAACAGCCAGUUCCACCAGUCAGACGAGUGUCUGUAGUUUCAGUUUCGGAUGCUGGGGUAGAUGGGGUAAGAAAACAGCCAGUUCCACCAGUGAGACGAGCGUCUGUAGUGUCGGAUGCUGGAAUAGAGCAAGUGGUGAAACAACCAGUUCCACCAGUGAGACAAGCAUCUGUAGUGUCGGAUGCUGGGAUAGACCAAGUGGUGAAACAACCAGUUCUACCAGUGAGACAAGCAUCUGUAGUGUUGGAUGCUGAUAUAGACCAAGUUGUGAAACAACCAGUUCCACCAGUGAGACAAGCAUCUGUAGUGUCGGAUGCUGGUGUAGAUGAGGUGAGGAAACAGCCAGUGCCACCAGCAAGACGAUCAUCUAUAGUGUCCGAUGCUGGGGUAGAUCAGAUAGUUAGAUCUAAAAAGAAGAUGGCUAUAGAAAUAGACCAUCAAGAUAAACAGCCAGUGAAGUCUAUGGUGAAGGAGACAGAGCUAGAACAGAGGGAUCAACAGCCAGUAAGGUCUACAGUGCAGGAGACUGAAAAACCCAAGAUGGUGGAGGAUGAUAACCAACUCCAUAUCUCAGAGGAUGAGUCCUUCACAGAGGGCCACACCCAGGUAACAGUCAACCAGAAGACCAGCAAGCCUGUAGUCGCUGUUGCUGGAGUUCCCAAGGUGCUACAGAUGACUCAGCAAGUUGACGAGAUUGCACUUGACAGUGUCGAGGACGAACAUGAGAUGUUGGAAGCUGUCAUCAAGAUCCAGGCAGCUUUCAAGGGAUACAAGACCCGCAAAGACAUGCGGCCCAUCUUCAAGCAGGUGUUUAAGAACCAGAGUGCUGAGACCAAUGGUACCCUCCAGCUGGAGUGUAAGGUGGAAGGGAAGCUCAACGCAGUACGCUGGCUGAAGAACAGCCAGGAGGUCAUAGGAGACCAACGCCACCGCAUGAACACCUCAGAGGAUGGCGUCUGCACACUGGUGAUCAUCAACAUGUCUGCCAUAGACACUGGGGUCUAUACCUGUGAGGUGGUGAACACGUUUGGUGUGUCCUCAUAUAAUGGUAACAUUACUGUGGGUGAAUCUCAAAUGCCUCCAUCUUCUACCCAGAGGCCCGCAGCCCCAUCCCAGCCCUCCACCCCUUCUGUGCAUCCAGUCCUGGCCUCCAUUGGCUCUCUCCAGCCAGUCCAGACCUCCACUCCUGGGAAGGAGACUGUGGAUUCCGUGGAUUCUGUGGAGUGCGAGGGGAUCUCCCUGUGGCAGACCUACAAUCUAACCAAGGAGGAUCCCCGCAUGACCCUGCAGGAGAGGAGGAGGGCCUCCCUUAUUGCCGCCAGCUCUAUGUCUAGUCCCUCUGACUACGAUACAGCUCCAGAUUUCAUAGAGCCUGCUGACAUAAUCCCCAAAGAUCACCCCAGGGAAAAGGAAGCCAUUAAGUCACAGGACCAGUUAUCCAAUAAGGAGGAUGAAGAACAGAAAGUCACGUCUCAACCACCCAGGCAUUUUAAGGCCAAAGUACCUGAUGCCAUGUUGAGGACUCCAUCCCCCAAACACUAUCAUGCCCACACACCUGCUGCUCUUACAGGCUCUGGCUCGGAGUCAGAUUGUGACGAGGAUAGAAUAGAGACAUUUGAUAUAUACGUGGCCAGAGCUAACUGCAGUCCUCAACAAGGUGGCAACAAGGAGAGCUUUGUGUUGAAGGAGGGUCAGUACGUGGAGGUCUUGGACUCUGUCCACCCGGAGAAGUGGCUGGUCCGCACCAAGCCCUCCAAGACCACCUCCUCACGCCAAGGAUGGGUCUCUCCUGCAUACCUGGAGAAAAAGAGAAAGGAGACAUUCCCACAAAUGAGGACACCACAUCAGGAGCUGGAUGUACCAGGGUCUACAGGGGAGAACUACAGGAGAACCCUAAGCCAAUUAAUCCAGGGGCUGAUUGAUGGGGAGCAAGAGUUUGUGAAGGAGAUGAAGGAAUUCAUGUCCCACCACCUGCACCACUUAGACACCAGCCCUAGUGUCCCUAUCAACAUCAUCAACCAGAAAGAAACCAUCUUCCGCAAUAUAAAGGACAUCGUGGCUUUACACGAGAGAUCUAUUCUGCCCAGUCUGAGUGAGUGUUCUACUGACGAUGACGUGGCCAUGCAUCUGGUCAAACAUGCAGUGGACUUUGAGAAGUAUCUGCAGUACAUGGUGGGCCAAUCACAGGCAGAGGCCUGUGUCACUGACAAGACCAUCCAGCAGUACUUCAAGCAAAACACGGAAACACACCCUGAGCCCCCCGAAACUGCAGUCCUGGAUGUCAUCACCUUCUUACAGAGACCAGUGGAGAGGAUUCAGACCUACCAGGCCUUGCUCAAGGAACUGAUCAAGAACAAGGCUAAGUGUGCGAAAAGCUGUCUUCUACUGGAAGAUGCCUUCUCCAUGGUGUCCUGUCUGCCCUGGCGCUCUGACAACCUACACCAGGUGUCUCUAAUUGAGAACUACCCUGCCCCUCUCACUGCACUAGGAGAACCUGUUCGCCAGGGUCCUUUCACUGUGUGGGAGGAGUCUCCCGAGAUCAAGACGUCCUCCAGGGGCCACCAGAGGCAGGUGUUCCUCUUCAAGGACUGUGUCUUGCUGUGUAAGCUCAAGAGAGACCCUGGCAUGAACUCUGACACCUACGCCUUCAAGAACAAGAUGAAGCUGAAUGAUGUGGAGGUGAAGGAGACGGUGGGGGGAGAGGAGAAGUCCUGGGGGCUGUGGCACGAGCACCGGGGCUCAGUGAGGAGGUACACACUGCAGGGCCGCUCCGCCCUGCUCAAGCUGUCCUGGCUCAAAGACCUGAGAGAGCUGCAGCAACGCUCCAGCCUGACUGCCAGCAGUCCACCAGAGUUUGAAGUUCUCCUGGCUGACUGCACCACAAAGAUCGGGCAGACAAUCAAGCUGGCCUGCAAAGUUACAGGAACACCCAAACCAGUGGUCAGCUGGUUCCAAGAUGGCCUGGCCCUAGAGGAUGGCCCCCACCACAUCAUCACUGCAGACCGGGCAGGCACCUGCUGUCUCAUCAUGGAUGGGGUCACUCCUGAGGACUCUGGACAGUACUUGUGCUACGCUUCCAGCUCUGUGGGCCAUGCUAGCACACUGGCCAAGAUAGUGGUGGAUGCACCCCCCAGAUUCCUUACCAGGCUGCAGAGUGUAUGUCUGCUGGAGGGAGAGGACAUCAAGUUGAGCUGUUCCACACACAGUACUCCUUUACCCCGAGUCAGUUGGUUUAAGGAUGGCAGAGAGCUGACAGACCAGAGGAAGUACCACAUAGAGAGUGAUGCCCGCAGUGGGAUCCUCACGCUCACCAUCAUGAACCCUGGAGAGACAGACCUGGGACAGUAUAAGUGUGAGCUGUGGAACAAGUUGGGCAGUGCCAAGAGUAAAGCAGAGAUGUGCUCCGCCUUUGCACAAGUGAUGGACAGUGAGCCUGACCAACCACAGGCCAUCUUGAUCCAAGACUCCGACUCAGAGGGCUGGUCCACUGCCAUGGUGAAGAAAUGGCUGCAGACAGACUUCCACCCCACCUCUGUUGUCAAAAUGCUCUUCCAGCCUGGAUACCCUCAGCCAGCCGAGGGUAGCCAAGAGGAAAGGGACCCUACCGCCAGAGGACACGUGGAGGCUCCACAGUUCCCCACUGAGCUUGAGGAGAGACUGGAGGUUGAGGAGGAACUUUAUGUUCCUGAGGCCAUAGAGGAAAUGCCAACAGCUCCUCCCUCCAUCCAGGUGCCGGUGGAGGACCUGUGUGUGGAGCCUGGUCAAUCAGCUACCUUCACCAUCAUCAUCACAGGAAGGCCCACCCCCGAGAUUCAGUGGUACAAGGAUGGAGAGGAGCUGUUGGCCACUGAGAAUGUGGAGGUGGUCCAGAAUGGUGCCCGCUGCUCUCUGACUGUGCUGUGCCCGGAGAGUGAGGACGGUGGCAUCUACACCUGCUGGGCCUAUAACGACUUAGGACACACCUCCUGUCAGGCUCGGCUGACAGUGGAGGAGGGUCCACUGGAGUCGCAGGAGAGAGAGGUGGAGCUUGGGAAGAGGAGGAAGCUGCUGUCUGUGUAUGACGUCCAUGAGGAGAUUGGGAGAGGCACGUAUGGAGUGGUAAAGCGGGUUACCCACAGGAGGACGGGUGAGGGCUUUGCCGCCAAGUUCCUGCCCCUGAGGAGCAGUACGAGGACCAGGGCGUUCCAAGAGAGGGACCUGCUCUCCCGGCUGGCCCACCCCAGGGUGGCCUGUCUGCUGGACUUCUUCUCUACACGGAGGACCCUGGUCCUAGUCACCGAAGCCUGCUCUUCUCGCGGUCUCCUUGAUCAUUUGCUGUCGAAGGGAUCAGUCAGCGAGAGAGAGGUGCAGAUGUACAUUCAGCAAAUCCUGGAGGGAGUUGGUCAUAUCCACAGCAUGAACAUCCUACAUCUGGACAUCAAACCGGACAAUAUCCUGAUGGUGUUUCCACCCAGAGAGGAGAUCAAGAUCUGUGACUUUGGCUUCUGUCAGGAGAUGGACACUUCCAGACACCAGUACAGCCAGUUUGGCACUCCUGAGUUUGUGGCCCCUGAGAUCAUACAUCAAGACCCCGUCACUAUGGCAAGUGACAUCUGGUCCAUUGGUGUUGUGGCCUAUUUAUGUCUGAUGUGCCGCUGUCCGUUCACGGGGGAGACGGACCGGGCCACUCUGAUGAGGGUGGGGGAGGGGACACUGAACUGGGACGCACCCGACCUCACCUACAGGAGCACCGGUGCCCAGGGCUUCCUCCGCACGGUCCUGCAGCCAGACCCAGUAAAGCGGCCAACUGCAUUUGAGUGUCUGGGGCACAAAUGGUUCCAGGGUGAACAUGAGGAUGAGACUGAUGAUAUCAAUACAAGGGCUCUGAAAGUCUUCAUCUCAAGGAGAAAAUGGCAGCGUUCUCUGACCUGCCUGGGCUCGGUGCUAAUCCUGAAGCCCAUCCCAGAGCUGCUGGAUGCCCCUCUUCGGGAGACCUCCAUAACAGCCCCCCGGGACCCCCAUGAGCCCAGCAGCACCUCCAUGAGCAGCGGCUCCUCCUCUGAGUACGACGAGGCCGAUGCCUGGGACUUCUUCCACCAUUGCACCACAGCUGACGAGGAUGAAGACGAGGAGGAGGAAGAAUUUGACCCCCUCAUGGAGAGAGCCAGGAUCCCUGAGCCCUUUGCCAAACUGAAAUUGGAGGAAGAGGAGGAGGGGACCAUGGAGGAGGAGGACGAGGAGGAGGAGAUGGGAGGACAGAUGAGAGUGCUGGAGAGGAGCCUAAGCAGGCAGUCUAUAGGGUCCUCGGAUGCGUCACAGCAGCCGACCCCCCAGAGGGAGAGGAGGGUCAGCCGAGAAAGCAGCCCGUCCCUAUACCUCUCCGAGGGGGAUGAUGGCUCCGCGUCCGGGAGUGAAGGAGGCUGCAUCGCCAGGAGCAGCCUGAUCCGCAGCACUUUCUACAACAGCUCCGCGCAGCUCUCGCCCAUGUCCGCUCGCCACAUGACCCUCAGGGACAAGUUCCAGGCCAAGAAGCAGGAGAGGGGCCGCAAGCCACUCCGCAGAAGCCUCUCUAGCCGCCUCAACGAGCCUCUCAUUGAGUAUGUGGAGGACGAAGGCGAGACCAAUCACGGGCAAAGGCGAGGGUCUUUGCAGUCGUCCAUGCUCAAGUCCUGCUCCUUUGACAGCGGGGUCAGCCUCUCGCACAAUGCACCACCACAGAGGAGGAGCAAGUCGUUGGACGAGUACUCCCGACGCUCACCAGGAUCCGCCAAAUGUAGAGAAGAGGAGAGUGCUUUGAAUCUUAAGGAGGAUUUCACUGACAAGGAGGAAGAGGAGAAGAGCUUGGACGUUUCCCCUCUCCAAGUGAGAGGUAGAAGAGGUUCAGUGGCAGUGGCUCCCAAACAGCUUACGGCCAGGCUUCAGGAACUGUGUGCAAAAUCGCCCCAUGCUGGUCCAGAGAAGAGCCUCAGGCCAGAGGAGGAGGCGGGGAACCUGGCUGGCUCUCAGUACUCCCUGGCUGAGUCCCUCAUCCUGGAGCAUGGCUCUGAGGGCUCCAGCAGGCUGGACUCUUGUGAGGAGCUGUCCCACGGCUACCUUGCAGCCACACAAAGAGGGAGAGCAGGGGAUGAGUAUGAUGACCAGGAGGAGCCCCUGAUCACAAUGUCCCUCUGCUCCCUGCUCCAGGGGUCUGAGGCUGUGGAAGCUAAUAAGGAGCCCCAGUGCCGGAGCGGCCAACUUCAGAUCCCACCGAGAAGGACAACCCACCCCAACCAGAACUCAACCGCCAGAAAUAAUGGUAAGGUAGAGAAGAUGAUCCUGCCGGUGAAACCCAGCCCCAGCCUGUCCUUCAAGGCCCCAGAGAGACCCUCGAGGGCCAGCGACACAGAGGCACGUCUCCAGAGGCACGCGUCCACCCCGGCCCUCCAGGCCAAACCGCCCUCGGGGAAGUCUCCCAGGAUGUCACCUAAGGUUGGGUUGAUGAAUCUGUUACGUAGGCAGUCCUGGGCGGGGCAUUCCUACUCACAACUGGAGGGCACGGAGCAGGGACCUACGCUAGGGGAAUUGGAGCCCAAAGCCCCCACCAUGUCACUCAGGAAAAAGAUGAGGGCAUCAGCCUCUAGCCUCACCAAGCUGUUCACCAAAUCGUCCAGCAAGGAGGACUUAACGAAGGGAGGGCCGAUUGUAAAGGGUUCCUCUCCUGCUCCACCUGAGCAAAAGGCGAGCGCUGGCUUGGAGAGUGCUAAAAAGAAGUCCACAUUAUUUUCAUUUAAAAUACCUAAAAUACCUGCAUUCAAGAAUAACAAAGAGAUGCUCAUCCACCUGACCAGGCCUGAUGUGCACCAGUUGGAGGCAGGUGGAUUUCUGCUGGUAUGGAGACCAGUGCAGUCCAGCGACCCAGUGGUUUACUGUGUUCAGUACAGCACAGACGGUGGGGAGUGGAAGCUACUGUGCGAGGAGGUGACAGACAGUUGCUACGUAGUGAAGGACUUACUCAGAGGAGCAGGAUACGUAUUCAGGGUGGGCUGCAUCACCAAGAAGGGGGCAGGACCUUUCAGCGACCCUUCUCCCCCUGUUGUUAUGGCAACCCAUCCUAAAGAGACCCACAUUCCCCUCAUCCAGACCGAGUACCCAGGAUCAAAGGGCAGUGGGUCAAGAGGUCAACCUAGCCACAAGACAUACAGCUUCCUCGCAGAGAUCAACAGGGGUCGUUUCAGCGUGGUGACCCAGUGUCAGGAUGGCCAGAGCCAGCAGCUGUUUGCUGCCAAGAUCACCCCUUACAGGCCAGAAAAUAGAGCUCUGGUGCUCAGGGAGUACCAGCUGCUUAAGAAGCUCAACCACCCCCACCUGGUGCAGCUGCACACGGCCUACAUUACCCCCCACUGCCUGGUGCUCAUCCAGGAGCUGUGUGCUGGCAGAGAGCUGCUCUACAACCUGACAGAGAGAGAUCUUUAUGCUGAACUCCAUGUGGCAGAGCUGCUGGCUCAGAUCCUGGGUGCUGUGGACUACCUGCACAGCCGCCGCGUCGUCCACCUGGACCUCAAGUCGGACAACAUGCUGGUGACGGACCGCAACGUGCUGAAGAUCGUAGACCUGGGCUCCGCUCAGUCUUUCACACCCGGACAGACACUCAACAUAGAGGACAUUCCGGGACAAGAGAAAGAGACUCCAUCGAGCGCCUCUCCACAGACAACGGGCAGAAACAGAAUGGCAGAUGGGGCUCCAGAAAUCCUCGACGGACAAGGAGUCGGACCUGAGACCGACAUCUGGGCUAUUGGGGUUUUGGCUUUUAUAAUGUUGAGUGCAGAUAGCCCGUUCCAUUCAGACCUCAACUGGGAGAGGGACAGAAACAUCCGGAAGGGGAAGAUCCAGUUUGGCCGCUGCUACCCUGGUUUGUCAGAGGGAGCAAUCAACUUCAUAAAGAACACACUGAGCAUCAAGGCCUGGGAGAGACCCUCGGCGGCUGAGUGCCUCCAGAACCCGUGGGUACGGGGCGAGCGGGCCCCCUCCAAACACAGAGACUCCAUCUUGUGUUUCUCCACUGACAAGCUGCAGGCUUUCCUCACGGAGAGAGAGGUGAAACGAGACCAGGUCCGCACCAAGCUGCAAGGACCGUUCUUCCAAUAAUUACACUUCUCUCUGUUUAGAGUAGGGCUUGUAAGGACUUACACAUGAACUGGCGCUGGAUGACGUCUCUUCAUAGCCCAGAUCCUGAUCACAAAAUAUGUGACGUCUUACAAAUGUUGACCUAAAAUGGAGAGUGGUCAAAUGUGUGCGUAUCAAUGGCUGCCUAGAGUUUUGUUAAAAGUUUGUCUGAAGGACUUGGACUUUGGCUUUGGUUGAAUGACAGCGCCAUGGUAUCAAGGGAAAUGUUUAGUUAAAUGCUUCCUGCAAAUACUGUUGCAUGAGUUUGAAAACAUGAUGAUAUUGAUGUGUAAAAUGCAUCAUCCCUUUGAGUUUGCAGCAUUGGACACUAAACACAUUUGACAUUUUACAUUUGAGUCAUUUAGCAGACGCUCUCAUCCAGAGCGACUUACAGUUAGACGUUUGUAAUAACAAAGGCUGUUGCAUCUCGCCAUUCAGACAAUGUUUGUGUUUUUGUUGUUGUGAAUCUUAACAAUAUGUUUGCGGUUCAUUAGCCAAAGGGAAAGAUCAGAGGAGGAUGAUUCAUGUGCCCAAAGCAUAGCAAGGGCCCCUACCAGAAUACGGCUUUGUCUCACAAAAGGAGGAACAUUGAAAUAUUUAUAUAUAAAUAUCGAUAGAUAUUUACACUACUGCAAUGUUUUCAACUGUCUUAUUGUUAUGUAUAAAUGCAGAAACAGAUUAUAUCAACGGAGAAUAAGAUCACGAGUAAACUAAGCAUAUUUUUGAGGAUCCUGUGUUUGAUUUCGUGGCAUAUACCUUGUGACGGAUGUACCUGAAAGGCUAAUUAAACAGUAUGUCAGUG